AUGUCGAAACAGAAAUUUUGUUGCUCAUCCAGAGAAUAUUAUUCAUUGAGCCAUAAUUUGGUGGAGACAUUGAUUAUAAUUCCACGCGUAGUCGUUUGCAAAAAACUAAAAAAGGGGCAAGUAUAUACACAAACAAUAACUAUCAAAAAUAAAGGAUUGUAUCCACGCAACUUGAUAUAUGCCACUGAUAGUCUACAAGAUACAAAAAUUAUUUUUCCUGAUGGCUGGGAAUGUAAUUACUUGCAACCGGAUGAAGUUAUUGAAAUCAAGGUUCUGAUAACUCCUACCUCGAAUAGCGUGCACACUGAUUACAGACACAUUUACAUUCAAUCGGAGCAUCCGAAUAUAACUUUUGAAAUACCCAUAAUUGUGAUGCCUUCGCGGGAUCCUCCCCAUUUGACCUAUACUAACAUNCUUAAUGUAGACAAUGCUGAUGGAUUACAACCGAUAACUGUUAAAGAUUAUGUAGCUGCUAUGAUGGCGAUGUCGGAUGACAAAGAUGAUAAAGGUAGUCAAGGCGAACGGACGAUAGAAUUGAUAAGUAAAACGGAUUCAUUGCCGUCAUACCGUUCGAUCGGCACGGAAAUUUCUACGUGCAGUAGCCAUUUUGAAGAAGAAGUCUUAGAUGCCAUACCAGAUUUUGCAUUUACCAUAGUCAACAAAAUAAAGGAGAAAAAAUAUCUGGAAAACAGAGAAGCGGAAGAAUGUGUAGUUAGCGAGGCUUUACAACUGCUAUUGAAUACAAAUUAUUUUAAUUCGCUUAUGCAAUUUUCAAAUUAUGGUCAAAUGGAUUGGAAUAUUGUGCCGUUUAACCCGAAAGAGAUUUUUUGUGGCCAGGAAAUUAUAUAUUUGCAACCGAAUGCGGGUAAAAGCAUUUCGGUGUUACUAAUACCAAAUAGAGUGGGCUUAUUCAAUCGCUCGCUAAAUGUACGCAUUUGUCCAAUAACCGAAGAGGAACACGAUGUGGAUAAUAGCGAUGCACGCUGGGAUCUGCGUGGUACAUUUUUUAUAAACUCAAAAAUGUUUACAACAAAAAUUUGGUUGGAAUACAAUUGUCGCUUGCCAGAGAUUACUUUCACACAAGAUAUAAGCUAUGAAAUGGAAAGUAUUUACGUUGGCCAAGGAGUAGAAUUAAUUAUGUCUUUUAAAAAUACAACCAGUGUACCCGGUUUCUUUCACUUCGAUGUGAUACCCGCUGACGACCGUGGUGAACUGAUCUUGCAGGAUGGUAUUUCGAAAUUUUUCAUGCCAUCACACGGAGAAGUUGCAGUAGAAGGUACCAUAGUAUUUCAUCGUUUGGGUAAAGUUAAACUCUCUGGGCUUAUUAAGAUUGUGGGUAAUCCCAACGGAUCGCCAUUUCACAUAUUCGCCGAAGUGAAACCCACUAAAAUCAAAUUAUCAGCGACCACUAUUUACAGGCGUCAAAAAGUACUCGAAUGGUCUGUGGUACAUUUGUAUAUAGAAAAUGAUACACCAACAAUAACAAGUUUCACCAUGAGGCUGAAAAACUAUAAAUACCAAUAUAUUGAACCCAGUGGAGCCGUACUUUCGCCAGAGGGCCAAGGCAUGUAUGUUUCCAUUUUCUCCAAGUACUACGAUGCGGAUACUUACCACAAUACUUUAGUCAUAAAUAUUAUAAAUAGUGGUACCAUUGAAGUGCCACUGACCUAUGUCGUAGAGGGCUCACCCAUCAAUAUGGAACCGAAUAUUUUCAGUGGCCACGAUUGUGGUACACUGAUGAUAAAUUGUCAAGAUAAUAAGUACGAAACCGAAACGAAUGCGCCAAAAUAUAAAAAAGAAGUAAAAAUAACAAAUAAUGGCAAACAUAGAUAUUGUUUUUAUAUCGACAAGUUACGCAAUAAUCUAGCGAAAUGUGCAAUUGAACUUGGACGUGGCCAUUUGACAGUUUCACCGAAAACUUUAUGUCUCGAACCGCAAUCGGAGGGUACUUUGUAUAUAACAGCCGAUUCCUGUGACGCUGGCACAAUAUAUAAUGAGUUUCGUGUCAGAAUUAUCGAUCAAGAUUGCAAAUUGAAGGUACACACUACACGCUUUACAGUUACAGCCACAUUUGUGGAACCGGAAAUACAUUGGUGUCAAAAGCUAAUACAGAUGGAGUAUAAUAGGACGCAUAUUUAUAAAGAUCAUCCUGUGUUGGCCACUGCCUGCCUAAAGAACAUGAGUGAUGUGCAGAGUAACGUCUAUCUGAAAAUUUUGGGACCAUUUAAAAUUAAGCAGUUCUUUGAACACCAUUUCACUAAAGUCAUUAAUUUCACCAUGAAUGGCCUAGAAGAGAAAGAGAUUUUUAUAUCGCUACAUAAAUCGGCAAUACGUGAUGAAUUUUGCACCACCGUGGAUGGGCGCAUACUCUGUGAGGCAGAUAAUAAAUAUCAGAGAUCAUUGCAAUUGAAAUUACUAGUCCGCAGUCCAGAAUUGAGAAUCACACAACCGGAUAUGAUAAUAUUUACACGUGAAAGGGAGAUUAUGACUUAUGUGGAAGUAAGAAAUAUAUCUUGUUUGGACGCACAGUACAAAUGGAAGAAAGUCGAAGAGAAGACGGCAUAUGUCGCAGAUUACGAUGAUUCCUACAAAUUUUCACUUGAUAUACUUUCUGAAAUACUUCGUCUGUUGGACAUUGAUGAUAAUGAUACGGAUGAGGAUUCAAUUUAUCAACGCAAUAUGACUUUACGCUAUCAGAAAUAUCGUUGCAAAUUGAAGCCACUCGAGGACCCAAUUGGCGCUUCGACUAUCAUCGAUGAACUCAUCGAUAAUUUGGAUUUAGAACAUAAGCGUUAUAUGGUGAAUCUGGUUGAAGAGGAUAACAUUUGUCUGAGUGCGAAGCGUUGCACUUCGGGCGAAUUCGUGACCACAACUUUGGAUGGCAUUUUGCAUGGUCUGAAACUGGAGGACUCCUACGAUAUUUCGCAAGAGAGUUUAGAUGAGUGCGACAAUGAGCGCACCAUACACUUUUUAGAAAAGAGUGGAUUUGUGAAGAAAUUCAGUGAAGUGAAAUCUGCGCUCUUUUUACCGCCAGUAAAACCAGGUUAUUCCACAACGGCUGUAUUUACACUCGACACGGUUGGCAGUUGUCCGCAACAAUUCGACAUUACGCUAGUAAAUUUGGAAAAGGUUAUGGAAUUCUCAUCGGAGAGCGUGUAUCUCGGAGUCAAGCCUUGGUAUGAACUCUUCAACGCCUCUGUGCGUAUAAUCACCGUCACCCAGUAUCCCAUCACUGUGAGUGUAAGUCACAAAACAGUGGUGGACAAAAGUCAACGGCUCUUCCAAGGUUAUGCAAAAAUCAUUGGCAAUAGAACUUUUGAUAUUAGCAAAUUCAAGUCAAAGCUGCUGCAGUUCGAAGGCAUAAUGGGUUUCUCCGGGCAAUUCAUGCAUGAAAUUCAAGUGACUGCGAAUAAGAGCGAAGAGCAGAUAAUACAAUUACGUGGCCAGGGUAUAAUGCCCAUAAUUGCAGUAACCACGAAAUUGCAACGUCCCGAACAGACAAUUUUCGAAAUUUUAGACGAAUAUGAACUACUACGCGCCAUCUACUAUUUUGAUGUAUUCAAAUCGAUAACCGAAUUCGACGACGAUUUGCCAGUGCCCAAGGAGGAGGACAAUGUCAGCCGGCGUACCAUUGAAUAUUCAUUGAGCAGCAUACACACAGAUGCCACCACGAGCACUACGAGCAGUCGGCAAGCGCGUUUCUUUCAAUUGAUGAAAACUUAUGUAAUUGUCAAUAAUAAUGGUGAACUGCCGCAUGCAAGCGUGUUGGAGCAAGUAAUCGAGACACAAAAGUUUAUUAAGCAAUUGCAAGCAAAUACGAAAACGGCGCUACUCUUACGUAGAGUGCAUCAGGAUUACGUGAAGCUGAUCAGCAGCUAUGGUGAAUCGAUGCCAAUUAAUCUCAAGCAUUUCACCACACAACCGCUACCAUUUCAAAAGCAGGGUUUUGUAUUCAAUAUGCAUCAAUUGGUAUUGGGACAAUUGAGAAAAUUCUUUAUCGAUUUGCAUUUCUAUGGACCUGGCAAACUGAUUGCAUCUGUGCGUACAGAGGUGAAAAUACCUGGGCUCUAUGUGGAUUUCGAAGUGAGAAAGAGUGAGAAUCACGACUAUAUAUUCUAUGCAGCAGAAAAGAAAUCGGCCAGCUUAUUGGUCAAACGCUAUCGCAAUAUUUUUGAACGUAUUAUCGAUACAGAAACAGAUCCGAAAGUCAAGCAUGCGCAUUCGUUCGAUUUGGAUCGUAAAGAGCAGCAUACGCGCUUGGAAGUGGACGCUAAGCAACGCAAAGAAUUGCAGAACUACUAUAACAGCUUGAAUAAAUCGGUAUAUGAAGAUCACAAGCAUCACUUUACUUUGUGCAAAAUAUUCAGUAACAGCAAGCGGAACUAUUAUAGCGGCGAAGCAAGACUUGUAAUUUUGUUUAAACCCGAAGCGAAGUACUACGAGGAGGGACAAAUACUUGAGGAUUAUCUAUACAUUGAUCUGCAUUUGGGCCCCACUUUACCCAUACUGCUGCGUGGUCUCAUCGCUAAGCGUAAUUAGAUUUGAAAAUAAUUGCAAGAAAAUAAUGUGGGUGCUCACACCUGACUUGUUAUCGCGUUGAUUGGUUUUGAGGCUGUUUAUACUUUUUAUUCAGAUUACAACAAUAAAAUAAGCUGGCGGAUAAUUAUUUUUAACGAAUUAAUUUGAUAACCAGG
This is a messenger RNA of Rhagoletis zephyria (snowberry fruit fly), 4694 nucleotides long. RefSeq lists its product as uncharacterized. NCBI's taxonomy places the organism in Eukaryota, Metazoa, Arthropoda, Insecta, Diptera, Tephritidae. The record is from RefSeq and is a predicted model, not a curated record.